Menidia menidia (Atlantic silverside) is the source of this 486-nucleotide messenger RNA. The record is from the annotation of a GenBank genome assembly. Lineage: Eukaryota; Metazoa; Chordata; Actinopteri; Atheriniformes; Atherinopsidae.
AUGGCUGCUGACGUUUACAUCGAUGCUAUGCUCUCACACCCGGUUUUUAAGAUGGAGAAAGAGGAUUUUAAGAUCAGUGAUGGCAGCACGGAGUGUUUUACGGACCUGAGGGUGGGGGUCUAUAAGGAGAUCGUUCCAAUGGGAGUGGAUCCAGAUAUAAUCUCCUACAAACUGGCAGGAGUUCAUCUGGAGCCAGAAGAGUUCCACAGAGAGGUGGAGGCUGUUUUGGCUAAUGGGGAUUCAGACACCGUCCUUCUGGACUGCCGCAACUUCUAUGAGAGAGUUCAUCUGGAGCCAGAGGAGUUCCACAGAGAGGUGGAGGCUGUUUUGGCUAAUGGGGAUUCAGACACCGUCCUUCUGGACUGCCGUAACUUCUAUGAGAGUAAAAUUGUAAGCAGUUAUCUUUUAUUUAAUAAUUACUCUCAGUCCAGUUUAUCUAUAAAGGACCAGAUACCAACAGAACAAACAACUUUCAGAUGGUGUUGA